Alnus glutinosa is the source of this 1761-nucleotide messenger RNA. Its product is annotated as trans-cinnamate 4-monooxygenase. Gene Ontology annotation, biological process: lignin metabolic process. The transcript has 3 exons. The coding region runs from base 86 to 1603 and encodes 505 amino acids. Gene Ontology annotation, molecular function: iron ion binding; trans-cinnamate 4-monooxygenase activity; heme binding. The record is from RefSeq and is a predicted model, not a curated record. NCBI's taxonomy places the organism in Eukaryota, Viridiplantae, Streptophyta, Magnoliopsida, Fagales, Betulaceae.
CAUCGCCAUUCACAAACCACGACCCAAUACUACUCUGCUCUAUCUUGUGCGCAGUGCCCCCCCAUUACUCCUCAAACUCACGCAAAUGGAUCUCCUCCUUUUGGAGAAGACCCUCUUAGCCUUAUUCCUAGCCGUGGUUGUCGCUAUUACCAUUUCCAAACUCCGCGGUAAGCGCUUCAAGCUCCCUCCGGGACCCAUUCCAGUGCCCGUGUUCGGUAACUGGCUCCAAGUCGGCGAUGACUUGAACCACCGCAACCUCACCGACCUGGCCAAGAAAUUCGGAGACAUAUUCUUGCUCCGCAUGGGCCAGCGAAACCUCGUGGUGGUUUCCUCGCCGGACCUGGCCAAAGAAGUUUUGCACACCCAGGGAGUGGAGUUCGGGUCGAGGACCAGGAACGUGGUGUUCGAUAUAUUCACCGGAAAGGGACAGGACAUGGUGUUCACGGUGUACGGUGAGCAUUGGAGGAAGAUGAGGCGGAUCAUGACCGUCCCUUUCUUUACCAACAAGGUGGUUCAGCAGUACAGGCACGGGUGGGAAGCGGAGGCGGCAAGUGUGGUGGAGGACGUGAAGAAGAACCCAGAGGCGGCGACGACUGGGACCGUCAUCCGGAGGAGGUUGCAGAUGAUGAUGUACAACAACAUGUACAGGAUCAUGUUCGACCGGAGGUUCGACAGCGAGGAUGACCCUCUCUUCAUGAAGCUCAAGGCUUUGAACGGAGAGAGGAGUAGAUUGGCUCAGAGCUUCGACUACAACUACGGUGACUUUAUUCCCAUUUUGAGGCCCUUCUUGAGAAGCUACCUCAAGAUCUGCAAGGAAGUCAAGGAGAGGAGGUUGCAGCUCUUCAAGGACUAUUUCGUCGACGAGAGGAAGAAGCUUGCGAGCACGAAGCCCACGGAUAACGAAGGCUUGAAGUGUGCGAUGGACCAUAUUCUCGACGCUCAGCAGAAGGGGGAGAUCAACGAAGACAACGUACUUUACAUCGUUGAGAACAUUAACGUUGCCGCAAUUGAAACGACACUGUGGUCAGUUGAGUGGGGAAUUGCAGAGCUAGUGAACCACCCUAAAAUUCAGAAGAAGGUCCGGGAUGAGAUUGAUACGGUGCUUGGACUGGGCGUCCAAGUGACGGAGCCUGACAUCCAAAAGCUGCCCUACCUUCAAGCUGUGGUGAAAGAGACUCUCAGGCUUCGGAUGGCAAUUCCUUUGCUUGUUCCACACAUGAACCUCCAUGACGCAAAGCUUGGCGGGUUUGAUAUCCCUGCCGAGAGCAAAAUCCUGGUCAAUGCUUGGUGGCUUGCCAACAACCCGGCCAAUUGGAAAAACCCAGAAGAGUUCCGGCCGGAGAGGUUCUUGGAAGAGGAGUCUAAGGUUGAGGCCAAUGGCAAUGACUUCCGGUACCUUCCCUUCGGUGUUGGAAGAAGGAGCUGCCCCGGAAUUAUUCUUGCAUUGCCAAUUCUCGGUAUUACUUUGGGACGUUUGGUGCAGAAUUUUGAGCUCUUGCCUCCUCCCGGUCAGUCCAAGAUUGAUACCGCUGAGAAGGGCGGGCAAUUCAGUUUGCACAUAUUGAAGCACUCCAACAUUGUUGCAAAGCCAAGAUCAUUUUAAUUCCAGUCUCCUCUCCUCUCCUCUUUCUUUUUUUUUUUUUUUUUUUUUUUUGGGGAAUUGGCCAAUUGAGUGUUGAAAUAUGGUCAUUAAAAGGUUUUGAAUGUUGAACUUGAAAUGGUCUUCAGAAGUUGCAAUAAGUCAAUAUAUAUUUCCUUCUA